This is a messenger RNA of Phyllopteryx taeniolatus (common seadragon), 14132 nucleotides long. Its product is annotated as protein unc-13 homolog A-like. Gene Ontology annotation, molecular function: calmodulin binding; calcium ion binding; phospholipid binding. Bases 296 to 5905 code for a protein of 1869 amino acids. The record is from RefSeq and is a predicted model, not a curated record. NCBI's taxonomy places the organism in Eukaryota, Metazoa, Chordata, Actinopteri, Syngnathiformes, Syngnathidae. The transcript has 42 exons. Gene Ontology annotation, biological process: neuromuscular junction development; synaptic vesicle maturation; synaptic vesicle priming. Gene Ontology annotation, cellular component: synaptic vesicle membrane; presynaptic membrane; plasma membrane.
CGUGAGAGGAGCUGCCCUGCCGCUGAAACAAGAUGGCUGUGCGGGCGGGCGGAGCAAUGCAGGGGAGCUACCAAAGUGGACACAGGGUAUCACCCCCGUGCCGAGCAGCACACGACAGCCGCGCGUAGCGAGCGAGGAGCUCAGUCGAGAUACCACGUCGUUUUUCUAAGUCCUCUUCUACAAAUCUGGCUUUUAAGUGGUGGGACGGAGCGAGACUACAAAUCACGGUUCGGUUCGGCCAGGUAGCGGCGGCUCAGCGGAGGACAGCCGGGAACCCUCACGCCACGCAACAGAGAUGUCCCUACUAUGUGUGGGAGUGAAGAAAGCCAAGCUGGAUGGACCCCAAGAGAAGUUCAACACCUAUGUGACUCUUAAGGUACAAAAUGUGAAGAGCACAACCAUCGCUGUCAGGGGCAACGUGCCCAGCUGGGAGCAAGACUUCAUGUUUGAAAUCAACCGCUUAGACCUGGGUCUAACUGUAGAGGUGUGGAACAAAGGGUUAAUCUGGGAUACUAUGGUUGGCACCGUGUGGAUUCCCCUCCACAGCAUCAGGCAGUCAAAUGAGGAAGGCCCAGGCGAGUGGCUCACAUUGGACUCUCAGGUCAUCAUGACUGAUAAUGAGAUCUGUGGCACCAAAGACCCCACGCUCCACCUGGUGCUGCUUGACACACGGUUUGAGCUGCCCCUUGACAUCCCAGAGGAUGAGGCCAGGUACUGGGCUAAAAAACUUGAGCAACUUAAUGCAAUGAGGGACCAAGAUUACUCAUACCAAGAAGAACAGGAACGCCCACUCCAGGUUCCAAGCACACAGUGCUGUAAUUGGAGUUUAUGGGGAGACCAACAGAAUGAUGACCCAGACAGUGCUGUGGAUGACAGGGACAGCGACUAUCGCAGCGAAACCAGUAACAGCAUCCCCCCUCCAUACUACAGCACAUCUCAGCCCAAUGCCUCUGUCCACCAGUACCCAAUCAGCCACCAGCACCAUAACUCCAAAGGCGUCUCGUACCCGCACACGACCAACAGUCAUGAUCUUGACUACCAUCAUCAGCGGACUGUUAGUCCCACUGGAAGCUAUGCAUCAUCUGCAGAGUUGAGUCGAUGCAGCAGUCAGCUGAGUGAGGAGGACUAUGGUGGUGAAUAUGGAGAGAGGGACCCUUACGAAGAGAAUGACUCGUACCAUUCCUGCCACUCCUCAGUCAGCUACAGUAAAGGUUCCCCAGACUGGGACCCCGAUGAGACUCAAGGGGCGUACAGUGACGAGGGUGGCUACAGCAAAGAUGGAGGUGAGGAGGCAGCUCUGUAUGAGGAAGAAGACGGUGGAUUGUAUGAGGUAGAAGAGGAGGGCCUGUAUGAGGAUGAGGACUUGAUGUAUGAUGAUGACAAUUUAUACAAUUUGGAUGGAAACCUCAGUGAAGAUUUGGAACCUCCAUUCACACCCACCCCAACAUCAACUGCCCCACAAACUCUAGACGUACCAAGUGCUAGACCUCCACUGGAGAAACAACCCUCAGUACAUGAAAAACAACCCCCGACACAACCUGCAAAUCAAAUAACCAGCCAGGGUCCGCCUGCUGGUGUUGCCCCAGCAGCACAACCUACAACUGGUCAACAGACUUCUCAAACGCCUAAACAGCCCCACACUCAAACACAGGCACAGACAGCUUCAUCUGCCACUUCCUUCUUCUCAAUGGCCAAACCCCUAACAGCCAGAGUCACAGGCCUCGCUUCCACUUUCCUGUCUUCUGUCCCCACUGCCCAACCUGCCCAGUCUCAUCCACCGCCACCAGCUGCAUCCGAACAACAUCAGUCUGCAGCAGCAAGCAAUCUCCCACCGUCCUACCCAGCCACCUUAGCUGCAACUCAGCCCCCCUCCACUGCCACAGGCCCUUCUUCCCAGCAGAUUCCAAAUUCUGCUCAGCCUGCAUCUUUACUUAAUGGUUCUGCCACUGUACAGUCAGCUGUAACUAUGGACGAAGGUUCACAAAUGGAAGAAGAGCCUUGGUUUGAGGAGGAAAACAUACCGGAAGAGGCAAGGCUGUCCCCUACAAACCCAGAGGACAAUCUCAGCUUGGAGCAAAAGGAAUACAUUGAAACAAGCAGACCACCAAGCCCUGAGGAAAAAGAGAUGCCACCUGAGAGUCCUCCAGUUAUAGAGGAGCUCAAAGAGCCAGUGGACCCAGCAGUCCGAGCCAAAGAGAACUGGCUAAGACUAUACAACAAGGUCUUAGACCAGCUGCGGGAGGCACGAGGAGAAACCUCCAGCUCGCUAUGGUUUGGUAAAGGAGGGAUGGGAGGUGCACUCUAUAGUAUUGACAGCAUGCCAGACCUUCGGAAGAGAAAAGCCAUUCCUCUUGUCAGGGAUCUGGCAAUGUCGCUAGUGCAGAACUCUCGGAAGGCUGGAAUCACCUCCGCAAUGGCUUCCACCACUCUUGGCAAUGAAGAGUUGAAAAGUCAUGUUUAUAAGAAAACCCUGCAGGCUCUGAUCUACCCCAUCUCCUCCACUACGCCGCACAAUUUUGAAGUGUGGACAGCCACGACCCCCACCUACUGCUAUGAAUGUGAAGGCUUGCUGUGGGGCAUCGCCCGACAAGGCAUGCGCUGCUCUGAGUGUGGUGUCAAAUGUCACGACAAGUGCCAAGAUCUGCUGAAUGCCGACUGUCUGCAGAGGGCUGCAGAGAAAAGUUCCAAGCAUGGAGCAGAGGACCGAACCCAGAACAUCAUCAUGGUCCUGAAGGACCGCAUGAAGAUCAGAGAGAGGAACAAACCGGAGAUUUUUGAGCAAAUCCAGGAAGUGUUUGGCCUUGACAAAUCAACACACGCUACCCAAAUGAAACAGAUCAAGCAAAGUGUGCUCGACGGGACGUCUAAAUGGUCAGCAAAGAUCAGCAUCACUGUGGUAUGUGCCCAGGGACUCCAGGCUAAAGACAAAACUGGUUCCAGUGAUCCAUACGUGACUGUCCAAGUGGGAAAGACCAAAAAAAGAACCAAGACCAUCUAUGGCAACCUCAACCCAGUAUGGGAAGAGAACUUCCACUUCGAGUGCCACAACUCUUCUGAUCGCAUCAAGGUUCGAGUCUGGGAUGAGGACGAUGACAUCAAGUCUCGUGUGAAACAGAGGUUCAAACGUGAGAGUGACGACUUUCUCGGUCAAACCAUCAUCGAAGUCCGCACGCUGAGUGGGGAAAUGGAUGUUUGGUAUAACCUCGACAAGAGGACAGAUAAAUCUGCUGUAUCGGGAGCCAUCCGCAUGCACAUCAGCGUGGAGAUUAAAGGAGAGGAGACUGUGGCUCCUUAUCAUGUCCAGUACACAUGUCUUCAUGAGCAUCUGUUCCAGUACACCACUGAGGAACAGAAUGGUGGCGUAGUAAAGAUCCCGGAUGCCAAAGGAGACGAUGCCUGGAAGGUGUAUUUUGAGGAGACCGCUCAGGAGAUAGUGGAUGAGUUUGCUAUGCGUUAUGGUGUGGAGUCCAUCUACCAGGCUAUGACCCACUUUGCCUGCUUGUCAUCUAAAUACAUGUGCCCUGGAGUGCCCGCUGUGAUGAGCACCUUGCUCGCCAACAUCAACGCUUACUAUGCCCACACCACCCAGUCGUCCAACAAUGUUUCUGCCUCAGACAGAUUUGCUGCUUCCAACUUUGGUAAGGAAAGGUUUGUCAAGUUACUGGAUCAACUGCACAACUCCCUAAGGAUUGACCUCUCCAUGUACCGGAACAAUUUUCCUGCCAGUAGUCCUGAAAGACUGCAAGAUCUCAAGUCUACUGUGGACCUGCUGACCAGCAUAACAUUCUUCAGGAUGAAGGUCCAGGAACUUCAAAGUCCCCCCAGAGCGAGCCAGGUUGUGAAGGACUGUGUCAAAGCCUGUCUCAAUUCCACCUAUGAAUACAUCUUCAACAACUGUCACGACCUCUACAACAGAGAAUAUCAAAUGGAUCCUUCAAAGGCGGUUCCUCCAGAUGAGCAGGGUCCCAGUGUCAAGAACCUGGACUUCUGGUCCAAACUCAUCACACUCAUUGUGUCCAUUAUAGAGGAGGAUAAAAACUCCUACACUCCUUGCCUUAAUCAGUUUCCACAGGAACUCAAUGUGGGCAAGAUCAGUGCUGAGGUCAUGUGGAAUAUGUUUGCUCAAGACAUGAAAUACGCCAUGGAAGAACAUGAAAAGCACCGUCUGUGUAAAAGUGCAGAUUAUAUGAACUUGCACUUCAAGGUGAAGUGGCUUUACAACGAGUACUGCAAGGAACUGCCCACAUUUCAGAAACAUGUACCUGAAUAUCCAGCAUGGUUUGAGCCAUUUGUAAUCAUGUGGCUGGACGAAAACGAGGAAGUAUCCAGAGAUUUUCUCCAUGGAGCUCUGGAGAGGGAUAAAAAAGAUGGCUUCCAGGUCACUUCAGAGCACGCUUUGUUCUCCUGCUCUGUGGUAGAUGUGUUCUCUCAGCUCAAUCAGAGCUUCGAAAUCAUCCGCAAACUGGAGUGUCCCGACCCUCAGAUUGUUGGCAACUACAUGAAGAGAUUCGCCAAGACCAUUGGCAAUGUCCUGCUGUCUUACGCUGACAUCAUAGCGAAGGAAUUUCCAAAUCAUGUGAAGAAGGAGAAGGUGCCAUGUAUCAUCAUCAACAAUAUCCAGCAGCUCCGAGUUCAGCUGGAGAAGAUGUUUGAGGCAAUGGGAGGCAAAGAUCUCAAUUUGGAGGCGAGUGACUUCCUGAAAGAACUGCAAAACAAACUUAACAGCGUUAUGGACGACCUCAGCCGCAUCUUUGCUGUCAGUUUCCAGCCCCAAAUUGAGGACAACGUCAGACAGAUGGGGGAUAUCCUGGCCCAGGUCAAAGGUCAGACUGUGCCAGCCAAUGGCAGCGUAGUUCAGGAAGCAGACAAUGUUCUGCAACCCAUCAUGGACUUUCUGGACAGCAACCUGUCGCUGUUUGCUAAAAUCUGCGAGAAGACCGUUUUGAAGAGAGUGCUGAAGGAGCUGUGGAAACUGGUGAUGAACACCAUGGAGAAAACCAUUGUGCUUCCAACACUUACUGACCAGACGGGCACUCAGAUGAUCUUCAAUGCUGCGAAGGAAUUAGGCCAACUGUCAAAGCUCAAGGAGCACAUGGGCCGAGAAGAGGCCAAAGCUCUAACUCCCAAACAGUGUGCAGUCAUAGAGCUGGCAUUAGACACCAUUAAGCAAUACUUCCAUGCCGGUGGCGUGGGCCUGAAGAAAACCUUCUUGGAGAAGAGUCCAGACCUUGCAUCUCUGCGUUACGCCUUGUCACUGUAUACACAGGCCACGGAUAAACUCAUAAGGAAGUUUGUCCUUUCCCAGCAUGCUCAGGUCCAUGGAGGCAAAGGGAUCCGCUGCACGGCAAAUGAAGACACGCCGCCAGAGAAACCAUCGGGGGUGGAUGCAGUUGGCGAAGUGGUCAUGCACGUGGACAUUCUACCUCAGCCUAACGGCGAGCACAAGAUCAGCAUCAAAGUGGUCGCUGCUAACGACCUGAAGUGGAGGGCGCAGGGUUUCCGUCCUUUCGUGGAGGUCUACAUCAUUGGCCCUCACCUCAGUGACAAAAAAAGGAAGUUUGCAACCAAAUCCAAGAACAACAGCUGGUCCCCUAAAUUCAAUGAGAGCUUCCAGUACUCACUGGGCACCGAGGUGGGUCCAGAGAGUUACGAGCUGCAAGUGUGCGUGAAGGACUACUGUUUCGCCCGCGAGGACCGCACGGUGGGCAUGGCCUUGCUGCAGGUGAAGGACAUCGCCAACAAGGGCAGCGUCACCUGCUGGCUGCCGCUGGGCCGCCGCGUCCACAUGGAUGAGACGGGCCUGACGGUGCUGCGCAUCCUGUCGCAGCGCAACAAUGACGACGUGGCCAAAGAAUUCGUCAAGCUCAAGUCGGACCAGCGCUCGGCCGAGGAGGGCCGCAGCUGAAGAGAAGCGGGCGGGGGUCCACCACGUGCGGUACACAAGCACACACAUCUGCAAACGCUCCACUGUAAAUUCCUUCGCCUACAUUUUGGCAACAUCGAAGGCAGAAUAUCUUUAUACAAGUUUAUUUCGUUUGGACACAUUUUGACUCUUAGUUUCAGGUUAACUACACAUUACACUAGCAUCUCACCUUUUCUACAGCCAACACUUAGAUGUGAAAUAAUGACGAGACACGUGAAUAGUUGGAGGAUGACCACUUUUGCACUUUUGCCUCCCUGUAUAUUCAGGAGAGCGUCGCUACGCUAAGUCUCUCUGUGUGUACGUGCAUUCUUCCUCCACGUCUGCUCGUUUCGUGUCAAGUGGAGCUCGGGCACAGAUCUAAGAUCAGCUUCGUAUUAUAACAGGGGUGUCCAAACAUUAUCCAUCAACAGAGAAACAUAAAAAUGACCGACCUUUGGGAAGCCUUUUGAGCAUUUAUUCGACAUCCUUGAUAUCCAGCUUACGUUCCAUGUACUAGUGUACUAGUCUUUUUCCUCACAAGUAAGACAAUUCAGCACACUAGUACAAUGACUAGGGCGCACUAAUAAAAUGACUGUCUCUUACUAGUAAUGUUUUUUUUGCCUUCCACUAGUGUACUCCAACUACAUGUUACUAGUGAGGCAAAACUACUAGUGGCCUUUUUGGUGCUACUAGUAGGGUCCACGAGGAAUUGCAUACUAGUAGGCCAAAAAUGGCACUACAAGUGGAAAAAAUUUUUUAGUAGUAAGACACAGUUGUUCUACUAGAGCAAAAUAAAUGCUUAAAACAGCUUUCCAUACCAACCACAUAUUAUUAGUAUUAACAUUAUGAUCACUUACUGUAUGUCACAUCACACACUAAUACAGUGUUUCCCAAAGCUUUAUCGAGCCAAGGCACAUCAUUUAUAUUAGAUGAGAAUGCUCACCACCAAAUAAAAAUGUCAAAACGUGGACACACAGGUUACUUAUGUAUCUUCUGCCAUCUCGGAAUCAGAAUAAUCUGUAUUUGCCCAGUAUGUCAAAAACGCACAAGGAAUUUGUCUCUGCUGGAGAGGAGUUCGGGGAUGAUGGUGUUGAGCGCAGAGCUGAAGUACACAAACAGGAUCCUCACGUAGGUCCCCGCGCCGUUGAGGUGUUCUAGGAUGAAGUGCAGUCCCAUGUUGACUGCGGCAUCCGCAGACCUGUUUGCUCGGUAGCAUGGGCGAGACUGGCGAGACACAACAAGGGAAGAUGCUGGGUGAGGCUGCGAUGAUGCGCAGCCAAUCAGCUCACGGGUUAAAGCCAUUCGUACUCUCAUUGAUCGAUGUCGUGCCGGGAACCAAUCACGCGCCUUGUAUGAGUGCCCGUACAGUACAGGCAUGUACAAAGCCUCUGAGUCAACUCAUCUCUUUGUUUGGCAUGCAGGGAAACCUUCUCUCGUGCGCAUCAACAUGAAACAACGCAUCUUUCCGCAAUAUGGCUGCCGAUAUGGCUGUUUUUUGUUUUUGCUUUUUUAAGAAUAUUUUGGAAAAACCCGCGAAGCACUGAAGCCGCAAAACGUGAAGCGCGAAGUGGCGAGGGAACACUGUAUUGCUUGAAUGCGCAGCGCCCCCUCAAAGGGACCAGCUGCUCAUCACCGCAGACAUCCCUCCCCGGGUUAAACAUUUUGGGUAUCAACUCGUUCCAUGUGGUCCAUACAUCCAGGAUUGGAGAUAGCUUGUGGCGUCGAUGGCCUGGAGAGUUUGUCAUCAAACUGCAGGGCGCGGUUGAUUUGACAAAAUCAUUUAUGGGACAUUGUUGUCCUGAAAAGUGGCCGUCCAGUGUCCUUCCCCCACAGGCUUAGUGGUGCUCCGUUCUUGGAUUUGAAUGGGCCUGCCAGGAUCAGCAGCCUCAGGUAACCUCGCAGCUCCUCCUCAUUCAUAUUUGUCCAGCCAACUACUGACCUCCGGCCUUGCAGGUUUGUCAUGAGCAAUAUUCGCUGCAUGACGUCCUUGUUGAGAAAAAAAAAAGAUUGAAUGCCGUCUCGGGGCGGCUGAUCCUGGCAAUCGCGUAGUGCGUUGGGCCAGGCGUCGGGAAGGAGGGGGGACAAAGUGCAAGGACAGCUCAUUCGUGGGAGAACACAGGAUUUUCCCUUUUUUUUUUUUUAGAGCGUCAUGUGCUGACCCCCAUCUCCUCCUGCUCCUUUCUGUUGUCCUCCUCCUCCUCCUCCUCAUCAUCAUCAUCAUCAUCAUCCUACUUCUCUGAGCUUCAAUGUUCCAAGGAGAAUUCUUCAUCCAAUAGGUCCUCUGAGUUCCCUGAAGAAAUUUCGGAUAGGAAAGCUUCCUCUUCCUCGUCCUGCAGUAGAGCACGAGCCACUUUUGCUGGGCAUCUUCUCUCCAUGGCUUUAAGUUUGAAAAUGAGCUCACCAAAGUGAUGAGAAACACCCUGAAAGGCUCUCAACAAAUGAGAAGGCAUAAAUUAAAAAAAGAAGCAAUCCCGACCAAUAGAUUCAAAGCAGUAACAAGCGUGUGUGGCAUCCUUUGAUCUUCGCUCCAGCAACACACGCACACACAAUCCUGCACGCACGUGAGCGCGCACACACACACACUUGCACGUGCAGGGAAAUGCACGCUGCAGGUUCACCUCCGAAUGUGAGUGGAGGAUUUCAAAUAACACUUUGGCAGGCAAUGUUCAAUUUCACACACAAAAUAUAAUCAUAUCUGCAUAUUUUGAUGAAAUAAAUCUUUGUUUUUAGUUGUAACCCAAAAAAACAUAACGAAGAAACAUGCAUAAAAAAUUAAUGCUUUGUCAUCAUAGCGUCAUUUAAAACGCAUACACACAGACACACGCAACUCAUCUAACGAUCCCAAUUCGCCCAAAUAAUAAAUAACAAACAAACAACAACAACAGAGAACACUAACGUUAAAAUUAGUCACACCAUCACUAACGUCGGAUAGAUUUUACCCGAUAUAAUAUCCCAGAUAAAAUACACUUUUCAUCAAUUUAUGCAAAAGUACAACACUGUAUGCCAAAUUGGAGUACUCCUCUUUAAUUUCCCAAUAUACAAUAUCACACAAAAUUGUAAAAAAGGUACCAUGGGGGACCCUUUCAAAAGGCAGCAAAAUUAUUGAAAAAUGAGGUAAUCCUUAACGAGAAAUUUCCGAAGAAAAAACAAAAAUGGAGCUGCGAACUUAUUCUUCGGUCCACCCAUUCCUGGGACAUGUGAGCCUUGUCUGGUGAAGGCACAGUCUUCCUGCAUCACUGACAACUGUGGGAGAGAGAGACAAAAAAAAUGGCAUUUUUUUUGAGAGGCGAAAAAUAACCACAUUAUUUUGACUAUAUGAAUUUCCUUGGAAUUUACCAUUAAGUGAUGUUUAUUCAUAGCCAUUAUACAAAUGAAGGAUUACACGCCAAUUCUGCGACAACUUAAACUUCCCUUAUGCCUUACAUGCAGUCGGUACAGGCAGGGUAGUAAUGGCGAGGACACACUGGUCGACGGCAGACAUGACACCUGCGUCGUGUCUUCCUGUCCGAGUCUGUGGGGCAGUCAGCACACCUCGCUAAGGGACCUCCGCUUUCUGCUGCCACUGGUCCAACCUCACCCGCAGGAGUGCCAGCUGCAGGGAUGUUGCACACGGUGCAGAUGAGGAUUCGGAGCUGACGUGACACACUUGAAGAGGGGAGCCUCUGCUCUGCCCAUGGCUUGAUGAGUGCCAUUGCCAAAGCCUGCAUAUACUGCAUCCUCUUCAUUUGUGUGUCACCUCUCUUCAUGGCAUUCUACUUGUCUGUCAUACAUCCCUUCUUCUUCCACAUGAUCAACAUCUUCAUUAUUGGUUUCCCUGAACAGAAGUUCUUGUAUUUCCUUCUCAGUCAGGUAUUUAACUGAUUUUCUGGACAUUUUUUGUUUUCCCCCUCUCUCUGAGUGCUACAACGUCACUUGUAGAAGUACUCUUGUACUCUAGUAGAAAAAAAGAACUCUGCGUAGCUAACGAUUGCAGAUAUAAAUUAACAUUAGCUACGUUAUUCACUUGUUCGGAUGCCAGAGUAACCAAGCCUGUGACAGGAUGACAGCUAUGGAUGAAAUGGGGCAGAAAACGUGGCCGGCCUGAAUGUUGUUUCCCUUGAAAAGUGCGAAGAGUGCCUGAUUUAAACACACAAACAAUAACUCCGGGUAAAUUCCACCCGUAAAAUUUCAAUGAACACAAUAACAUAUAAUUGUGAACAAAGACCUUUCUUACUCUUUGACGCACAUGAUGACUCACCAAUGUGUCAAACUGCCGCAGUGCAGGACUUUUUAUUUGCCUUUAGUAUAGGCAGCCUUCACGAGUACGCGAGACCUUGAAAUAAGGCCACUAUCGCCCAUCGCUAUUCGUUACUAUAACGACCGGGGCUGAGCUAAGGGACUGAACAAUGCAAGUGGUUUCUUCUUGUGGAAGGGACAGCCAUUAUAAGCCCAAAAAAGGUAUUUUCACUCAUGGAGGCAGCACUUCAUGAAUUUCAUACGUUUGACAACUAAUGUGCGGAUCCGUGCAUGUGGCGCAUGCAGCCGAUACAUCCCCAAAUAAUCUGUGCGUCCAACAAAACUCAAUGCAGCUCUUCUUACCUUUUGGCUUUGACCUGAUAGUGUUUCAGACAGUGUAGUCUCUUGAAAGUAGUAAAUCUUCACCCAGCCUAACUUCCAAGUCAUGGGCAGAGAAACUGUGUGGGGGUGUUUAUCUGGAAAUGAGCAGAAUUGUGAUGUCAUAAAAUUUGGAAGACCAUCUCGCUCACAGACAUAUUUUCAGUAAUAGAAAGAUAUAGGAUUUACUUGGUUGUUUAAUUUGGGGAUAAUUAAUAAUGUUUCAUUUUAUUUGAAGACUAUGCGAAAUAUGGCCCGCAAGCCACACUUUGGACACCCCUGGUAUAUUUUGAAGAGAACACCACUGACCUGAGAUCAGUGUCCACUAAGUCCGUCCUCACCUGUCGUGUGUCCCGUGUCGUCGUUAACUAACGUCCUGCAUGUUGACCCCUCCUACCGAAACUGUGAUUCUCCCGCUGUAACCAUGGCAACCACUCACCUCCAACAUUCGCCCGGCGUGAGGAUGUUUCAUGUAACACAAGUUUCCUUUGGGAUUUGACUCCAUGUCCAUGUUGCAGUCCAUCAUGUGAUGUAAAACACAACGCGGAGCACAUCAACUGUACAGUCGUACCUUGACUUACGAGUUACCCUAUUUCACAGUUUUUCGAGAUCCAAGCAGUCGCUUGGCGGAUUUCUUUUGUUUUAUUAGAUUUAAAAAAUGUUUUUUUUUUUUUUUUUUGCGCUUCAGCCACUCCUAUUUGGUAACAGCAAACUCAACAACAUCCAGCCACCAUCAGUUCACGUGGCUUUCUCAAAGAGAAUCUUGUUUUGUGCUCACAUUUUCCUUUUUUUUUUUGUUCGUUCAGGUAUUUUUUAGUUCUGGGAAGAAGAAGCAAAUGAUGUCCAUUGAAUUAAAGCUUGAAAUGCAAUGAAAAACAUUAGCGAGGAGCAUUUGUAGUGGACUUGGCAAAGCAGUACGAACAUUAUACUUCUACCAUAUUGUUAACCUAAUUGCACUGUUGCUUAAGUCAUAUAUGUUCUCAGAAAAAAAAAAAACUCAUUCAAGGAACAAAAAGUUGCCUCGAUUCAACCUUUGCAGAUUCCCGUGACCUGGCUGAGAAGAAUCUACACAGACAUAAGAAAAAAAUGCAACAUUGGGAUUUUUUAUUGAUAUUGUAACAGUAAAUUAAAAAUGAUUCAGGCAAUUAGGCUAUUUGUGAUUAAAUUCAGGCUGAAGAAGAUUAAGAUCAGUGAAUGAAGCUGAAACCAAAGUGAAAACAAAUGUAGCAAUUGAGGAAAAAAAACAGUUGAUUUAUUUAAAUUAUAUUUUAUCAUGUUAUUACUGUAUGUUUUUAUACGGUACAAUACUGUACAGUGCUAUUUUUCUUAUUUGUGCAAGGUUUUUGGGGGGGCUGGAACAGAUUAAUGGCAUUUCCAUUCAUUUCAAUGGGGAUAGUCAGUUUGAGACGAGAGUGUUUUGCGUUACAAGCGUGAUCACGCGCAGAAUUAAACGCGUACGUCAAGGUAACACGGUACUUCGAAAAGGGCUUACAAGACCUCCCUCCCUCCCCACCCCUUACUCUGCCAUAAAAACAUGCCCGCUGUGCAGUCAAGUUUGUAUGUGCACAAAAGAGGUUCUGAGAUUGUGAGCAAUAUGAAUGCACCGUCAAUCAGUCCACACGAGAACCAAGCGUAAUAUCAAAUCUCAUCUCCAUCAUUUUUACUUUUCACUGCCAUCUGUUUUUGUAUAAACAUGUUUAAGAAGAAAUGUGUUUGUGUCCUUAAACGACUAUUUCCCUUGAGGGGGACCCAAUUUGCACAAACCGGAGCUCUUAUUUGAUUUUUAUUUGAAAGAAUUGAAGCCAUUGGAGUCGCCGCCAUGCAUUUAUGAUUAAAUCAUUUAUGUUCACUGGAAAAAAAACAAAAGGUUGGCUGACGUCCGCCACCGUUGUCCACAUCGUCCUUUGUGUGGUCCGAUGAUGUCAUUGACUGUGACCAAACACUGCUGGCCCGUCACACGUUGUCUCUACUCAAUACAAUAAUGAUUAAUGUUAUUCAUCUGCAAGAGAUUCAUCUUUGUCGUUUUCUGUAUACAGGGUUUCCCUAAAUUUAUUUUUUUAGCUACAGAACGAAAUUAGAACAACUAUAAAUUGCAACUAAAAAUAUUUGUAAAUAAAAUUAACUCAUAAAUUAUGAAAACAAAGUCUGUAAGUUAAAUACAUUUAAACUUGAAUAAUAAUGUAGCUGAACACAGGUACCUGAAACAACAGGACAGAAUUAUUUAAAAAAAAAAAUAUAUAUAUAUAUAUAUAUAUAUAUAUAAAUUAUUUGAAUAGGAAAAAAAAUGGAAAAUAAACUACCUUAACCCAAACAUUUAAAGUCCCUGUAAAGUAAACAAUAUUUCACCUCAGUGAAAAGUGUUUUGAAUUAUUUAAAAAAAAUAGUAUUUCAAAUGAGUCUUCCUGAAAAAUCAAGCUGUGGUCUUUGUUCUCAAACUCUAUGGGCGUGUCCACAGAUUGCGCUGAAACCACACCCAACUGUCAAUCAGAUACCACUACAACAACCUGGAAAAUGGAUGAUACUUCGUCUAGCAUCUUUCUCAUGACUACAAAUCCCUACAUGUUUGAGCCGCAAAAAUAGAUGCACUUAAUGCCCCCCGUUGGCUGGAAUAUAUCCCACCGGGUUGUCAAGGGGCUUUUCCGUGCACCGACAACAAGGCGCUCUAAAGUGGCCACGAAAGUGGACUAAACAAAGGGAAGACGCAUUUUCAGGGUGUCGGGAAACUGUAGCUAGUAAUUAUAAUUGUGCCUGAUAACUGCUGAUGCGAUCAAUCAAAGAAGCUCAAGUUCUUACAGGUAUAUAGUGGCGGAGGAGCGACUCAUGCCCGAGCCGAAGUGCGUCACGCGGCCCUAUUUUAGCCACGCCCCCAAAAAAAGAAAAACAGAAAUGGUGAAAAACAGUUUAACACCGUAUCGCAAAAAUCUAUAUUUACUGUACAUAAACCAGCAAUAAGGACCACAAUAAACAGAUAAAAAGCCAUUUUCCUGCUUGAUAAGCAAUAAAAUCAAGAAUUGCCCCGGGACCCAUUUUGGGUCCCAACCCCAAGUUUGGGAAACCCAUAAUCGGUGUCCGAUUUCAAUUUUGCAUACACAAACACAUCGUCUUUCUGUGUCGUCAUCUAUGCCAGGGCUUUUAAAACAAUUCAAAGAAUGACUUCUAGUUGCAAUCUGUACAGAAAGAUAAACCGAGGGCUUCAGCACCCGCGUCAUGCCAUAAACUGUAAACCACCAAAAAUCUCUGCUCAAGCACAAAGGGCCAUGUCAGAUGACACACAUGCAUGCGUGCACGCAGACAUGACAUGACCGCCCCUGUGAAUAGAAAACACAAAUGCAUGACGGGAAUUUAAUGUGCCAGCACUUGUCUCCUUUCUGGAUCAUUUUCCUUUUCUCCAUUUGUUUAUCAAAAACUGUAUUCUUUGCCGUGUAACAACCAAUCACCCACGUGUUUGUUUUUCAAAGAGGCUUGUGAAUAUGUCAUCUGUAACCAAUAUGAAUGUAGUGUGAACACAGAAUUCGCAUGAGAGGAUUAUUUUCUACUGAGGAUGUUUCUAAUUGGUUUCCUAUCAUAAUCGAUUGUUCCGGAACUGGAAUGGAGCCUGACUGAUCUGCUUCCUAUUAAAAGGACAUUUGUGUCACGA